GUUGUGUUUAUUUCUCAGAUAUGUGAUUCAACCACAUCCUCAUGAUAUUACCAAGGAUAUUACAAUGUUAAUGUUAAUUUUUUUAUUUAUUUACAACUAAGACAUACCUAUGGAGCGUUCAGGCAACCACUGUGAAAUGAGGAUAAAGCGAUUCGCUUACUGGUUCACGGGUUUGGCCAUAGUGGUCAUAAUUUGGAAGUUAUGUCUCAUUGAAUCCAGCGUGGACAAUCUCCAGUCUAUUCGAAAAAUAUUAGACUUCCACAAAGACCAGCUCGAAUUAACCCAGCAACAGUUGGUGUUUCUGGAGAAUCUAGCCAAAAAGAAGAGCGCCGGAGGGCUGCCUACGAUUUACGCCGUCACCCCCACGUACUGGCGCCACGUACAAAAAGCCGAACUCACGCGAAUCUCGCAGACGUUGCGUUUAGUACCGAAUGUACACUGGAUUGUGAUUGAAGACUCUGAGACGAAAACUGAUCUGGUUAGAAAUUUAAUAGCGGAGUCGGGGCUGGUGGUGACGCAUCUGCAUGCCAAAACGCCGCCGUUUGAGCAGCUCAAAGACAAGAAAAAAGAACUUGAAGCUGUGACUUGCGGUGAUGCAGAGUGCUUGCAGGACCCACGGUGGAAGCGCCACCGGGGGGUGGAGCAGAGGAACGCGGCGCUCAAGUGGCUGCGCUCGAACCUCCAAGUGAACAAAAACAACGGGAUUGUUUAUUUUAUGGACGACGAUAAUACGUACAACGUGAAAGUGUUUGAAGAAAUGGCGAAAGUGAAGAAGGUUGGGGUUUGGCCGGUGGGGCUUGUGGGGGGUUUGAAUGCGGAGACCCCGAUUUUGGACGAGAAAAGCGGCAAAGUCAAAGGGUACAAAAGUGGCUGGAAAGCGGACCGACCGUUCGCGAUUGAUAUGGCGGGUUUUGCCAUAAAUUUGGAUCUAAUUUUGAAAAGCGAGGCUUCGUUUUCAUAUAAAAUGGAAAAGGGGUACCAAGAGAGCGAGUUCUUGAGUUAUUUUAUAAAAAAGGAGGAGUUGGAGCCGCUGGCUGACAAUUGCACAAAAGUUUACGUUUGGCAUACAAGAACAGAGAAGCCGGUUGUGAACGGGGUAGUUCCAGGUUUAGAGGUUUAAAAGUAGUUUCAAAAUUCCAAUAUGCAUCUGUGAUACAUUUUUUGUGUACUUCCGGCGUUUUAGCGAUUAGGUGAAAAUAAAGAUCCUUUCACACUAA
Molecule: messenger RNA, 1217 nt
Organism: Zophobas morio
Lineage: Eukaryota; Metazoa; Arthropoda; Insecta; Coleoptera; Tenebrionidae
Product: galactosylgalactosylxylosylprotein 3-beta-glucuronosyltransferase I-like
Exons: 4
Coding region: 110-1120 (336 amino acids)
Biological process (GO): carbohydrate metabolic process; chondroitin sulfate proteoglycan biosynthetic process
Cellular component (GO): Golgi membrane
Molecular function (GO): galactosylgalactosylxylosylprotein 3-beta-glucuronosyltransferase activity
Source: RefSeq, a predicted model, not a curated record